AUGGCAACCAUCAUCCAGCCUCCGUCCACGAGUCCCCGGCCGCAGGUCUUGGCAGCUUUGGCGAUCCCAUCAGUUGAUCAUUUCAUUAUAACAUCUGUUUUCUCGAGCAGCUUGAAUGGCGAAAUUCACUUGCUCAAUUCUCAUUCUGGAGCUGUAGUGCAAACGAUCAAAGCCCACAACGCUGGUGUACGGUGUCCAGAGUUUCUAGAUGAUCGGACCGUCAUAUCCGGGUCCAAAGACGGCUCUCUUCGAGUAUGUGAAUUAUCGAACGAUUCCCUCGAGCGACAAAAGAUUCUUACUGGCCAUACUGCGGAGGAGAAUGCAUACAUGUUCUGCAGGGUCACACAUCUGGUAGUCAUUUUGUAA
Akanthomyces muscarius is the source of this 366-nucleotide messenger RNA. RefSeq lists its product as uncharacterized. The record is from RefSeq and is a predicted model, not a curated record. The transcript is spliced from 4 exons. Bases 1 to 366 code for a protein of 121 amino acids. Gene Ontology annotation, molecular function: protein binding. NCBI's taxonomy places the organism in Eukaryota, Fungi, Ascomycota, Sordariomycetes, Hypocreales, Cordycipitaceae.